UCCGAGAGGACAAGAAGUGUUCCAUUUCAAUGGCAGAACAGCGGAGAGUAGACGAGUCACAAACGUGAAGACUGAGUGAACGAGCUAGCUUCCAUGGAGGGCAGCACCACAAGGGCUUCCUCGAUCAGAUGGAAGAUCCUCCGGCAAGCCCUUCUUCGCACGCGAACUGACGAGAAAUCUCAAUUGGGUAUUGAAAAGAUUUCGAGGAAAUCCUCCUCUGGUGGCUUCAAACUGAUACCCUUCCAAGUGGUGGACCGAGGAGCUCAAGCCCGAAACAGCUCUGAUUCAUCUUCGACAAGAAAAGGCCCCGACAGUGCAAGGGAUGCUGUUGUGUGCUACACGUUGCCCGCCCAUGGAUCUCCCAAGCUGUUCCUGACCCAGAGGUUGGAAAAUCGAGGGGACUUGCAUGAUUUCGAAAUCUGUAAUCAGUAUAAUAUUGACAAUACUGGACUUGUUCGUCUUUGGCCAUCGGAAGAAGUCCUUGCAUACUACUGCCUGUCAACUGCUGAGAUUUUCUGCUCUAAAAGAGUUAUUGAGCUUGGUUCAGGAUAUGGCUUAGCUGGAUUAGUGAUAGCUGCAGCCAGCGAAGCAUCUGAAGUCAUGAUCACAGAUGGGAAUCCUCAAGUGGUUGAUUAUAUUCAGCAAAGCAUAGAAGUUAAUUCAAGAGCAUUUGGCUGCACAAGGGUGAAGUCAAUGAUGCUGCACUGGAAUCAGAUGGAACUUUCAAGCAGCCUUGGCACUUUUGAUGUCAUCAUUGCGAGUGACUGCACUUUUUUCAAAGAAUUCCACGAGGACCUUGCGCGGAUGGUCAGGCUCCUAUUGAAAGGUGGGUUAUCGGAAGCAUUAUUUUUUAGCCCGAAGAGAGGAGACUCACUCGACAAGUUUCUGGAGGAGGCCAGCAAACAGGGUCUGAAGUACAGCAUCACAGAGAAUUACAGUGCAGAAGUGUGGAAGCGUCACCAGGAAUCGCUGACUGGAGAGGGCUCCUGGCCAGGCUACCAAAAAGAUCACUCCUACCCAUUAUUGAUCAGAAUUACGAAAUGAAUACCUGGAUAUCGGUUCUUGUUCUGGUAAAUGACUGCUUUUGCAUUCAUAGGAAGUUCCUCGGGGCUAUUCGUGUUUCCAAGUCCUGCAUCAUAUUCAUCAAAUGAAUCAAGUCCCUUGACUUCGUAAAGACAUUUUGUUUCCAUCGCCGAAUGAGAAACUGUAUUAAUCAACGUCUAUUGAGGAUAGUUGUUUGGGCCUCGGCCACA
Punica granatum (pomegranate) is the source of this 1253-nucleotide messenger RNA. The record is from RefSeq and is a predicted model, not a curated record. Lineage: Eukaryota; Viridiplantae; Streptophyta; Magnoliopsida; Myrtales; Lythraceae.